Agelaius phoeniceus (red-winged blackbird) is the source of this 1851-nucleotide messenger RNA. It is a transcript of the gene CNRIP1, whose product is annotated as cannabinoid receptor interacting protein 1. The record is from RefSeq and is a predicted model, not a curated record. Lineage: Eukaryota; Metazoa; Chordata; Aves; Passeriformes; Icteridae. Gene Ontology annotation, biological process: negative regulation of signaling receptor activity. Gene Ontology annotation, molecular function: type 1 cannabinoid receptor binding. Gene Ontology annotation, cellular component: plasma membrane.
UCCUCUCCCUCGCUCCCGGCCAGCCGCCUUUCCUCGGAGGGGGCGAGACGCGCGCAGAGCCCACAGGCCCCUCCGGCCGCAAGAGAUGGGCGACAUCCCCGGACUCGUGAAAAUCAGCGUCUCCCUCAAAAUCCAGCCCAACGACGGGGCCGUGUAUUUCAAGGUGGACGGGCAGCGCUUCGGUCAGAACCGCACCAUCAAGCUGCUGACCGGGGCCAAGUACAAAAUCGAGGUGUCCCUCCGACCCGGCACCGUCCAGGCCACGACCAUGGGCAUCGGCGGUGUUAAUGUCCCACUGGAAGAAAAAUCACGUGAUGCACAAGUAGCCUCUUACACAGGGAUCUAUGACACCGAGGGGGUGCCCCAUACCAAAAGUGGGGAGAGACAGCCCAUCCAAGUCAACAUGCAGUUUAAUGACAUUGGAGUUUUUGAGACAGUCUGGCAAGUCAAAUUCUACAACUACCACAAACGGGAUCAUUGCCAGUGGGGAAACAGCUUUGGCAGUAUUGAGUACGAAUGCAAACCAAAUGAAACACGCAGUCUCAUGUGGAUCAAUAAAGAGACCUUCCACUGAAGAGAUGGGAAACCAAUACGGCUGGACAAUCUCCCUAAAAAAAAAUCUACCUUUUUAAACCAGCAAGAAGCCUUAAUAAAGGCAUACUGUAACACUGCUUUGUCCAUAAGGUUCCAGCAACUAUAUUGUAUAUACAGGUGGUGCCACUAAAAUAUUUGCCUAUUACUGUAUUUUAAGUUUACCAUGGCAUCUGCAACAUUCUUUAUCUGUCGCCCUGAGAAUACUGAAAGGUUCAUGGUAAAGGAUUAUCUGAUAGCUUGGUAGGAAAUCAUAUCAUAAUACUGUUGUAAGUAUUUGGAUUAUUCUGACUAGAUGUAACAACUUUUGUGAACUGUUUUGCUUCAUUGCUUAGAAUUUGGAUUAACAUCACAUUGGUGAUUUCUGUAUUUACAUUUGUGCUUGCUCCAAAAUCGGUGUGUUCCUUCAAGCAUUUGGUUGUACUGUCUUCCCAGUGGACACCAAAAAUUAAAAAUAUGGUUACUUGUAGGUUUAGCUAAAUGGCAGCUAGUGCACUGUUGGUAUUAUGCUUUCAUACCAAGGGAUUUGGGAACUCAUUCUCCCUUUUGUUAAGUGCUGUAAGAUAUUCUGUGAAGUUUGCUAAUUUACCAAAUCUCCUAAAGAGGAUUAUUUUUUGUUAAGUUUUCCAGUCUUUGAAAUAGCAUUAGGAAAUGGUAUAAAACAUGAUGAAGGAAAAGCAAUAAAUCCAUUGUGUUAUCCAAGACAUCUAACAUCAACAUGGCUAAGACCUAUUUUAAGAUCAUAUAGUAUCCUUGAGAGAUACAGCAGCCAUACCUAAUUUAUUUCCUACAGUAAGUGCUCUGAUAUUGAACUCCAUUUUUAUUUUAAUGGCACAUUGAUGAGAUUAGUUAAAUCUUACAAAUCAACAUUUUCAAGCCUGACCACUGUAUUUAUUGACAAGAUUUCUGACCAACAAGCACUCAGUAGUGUGAAGGUGCAGAUCCCAGGACAUGUUUAUACAUGCACUGCAGUCUUUCAAAUAAAGAUAAGCAUGCAAGCAUUUGCAUAGUUAUAACUAAAGGUGCUUCAUAAACACUAGAUCAGUGUUUAACACAAACAGACAACACAAAACAGAUGUAUCUUUUAUUUCUGUAAAGACAGGGAAGGAAGGAAACAACUACACUUGUCCUGUCCCCAGCUUGGGUUGAAGUAAGCCGUCAGUUCCUGCAUAUCUGUUAUUCCCUUUGUGAAUAAUUUGUAAAUUGUAUAUGUAAAUGGUAAACAUGACUUUUGAUCUUUGUAAUAAAGGAUGUAAACAA